AUGGGGAACGAAAUAUGUGGAGAACAAGGAAAUAGAGGACUGAGAGAGAAUAUGCAGGAAACAUGGGAUCAACAUCUUACGAAAAGAAUAGGAGAUAAUAUGAAAAAUAUGGGGAAACUUGCGGAGAUAACCCCAAAAGACUUUCACGAUAAUCAAAUACGUAAUGCAGAAAAGGUGAUAACUGUUGUAACAGGAAGACAAUUUUCCGCAGUAGUGGCUUUCCGGCUGGCUUUUAUGUGUGAAUAUCCGUUGCAUCAUCGUCUCACACCGGAAAUACAAGCCACCACAAAUAUCAUAACAACGAUUAAUUGUAAAUCAAGAAGCAAUGACAGUGUAAUAUAUGUCUACCCCAGACUGAAGGAAGAAGUAGGCACGGGUUUCACCAAGCGCCCCGUGCAGCGGUGGAUUUCCAUCGGAAUAAAGAAACCUGUUCCAAGAGCGCUCGCGAAAGUCCAGGCUGAUUCUUCGAGUAGUGCGAGCACAGUCACGCGCACGAAAUUCACGUGUUUGAGAGCUGCGGGCGCGGAGAUCCCCGGCGAGUGGCGGGCGGUGACCGGUGACCCGGCGCCGCUUUCCCGCGCCAGCCGCGCUGCCCACAGACCACUCAACGAAUACAGUAAAGGCCAGUCUUUCCUGGUUCACCUUUUCCGCGAUGUAGUGACGUCUUCCAUAGUGCAGAAAUGUGAAAGGAUGGAAUGGUGCCAAAAGCGCCUCCAUAGCGCCAGACAAAGGAGCCGGUUUUUUAUUUAUGGCUGUACCACUUAUAGUGCUAUCAGAUUGCUCUUCCGCAAAUGUCAGGAGCGCGCGCGGGCAGGCCGGCCGCGCGGCGCGGAGCCUUCUGUUAAGGGAGCGUGCCGCAAUCGCCCCCGCCAUCUGCACACGGCGGGGAGCAACGCAGCAGCAGCAGCAGCAGCACCGGCGCACUGUGCGCCGAAAUGGAAGGCAAACCGCUCACUACUCCGAAUGCGCGGAACCGUUGAUCCAAAUGCAUUAACUCCACGCCGGCCGCCUGGACCAAUGGGGCCGCGAGGCGCGUCCCCGCCCAAGGAAGCUGCCAAUGGGAGCGAGCGCCCGGGGCGCGUGGUUCCAGAGGUCUCCGCCGCGCGCGCCGUUUCGCGCCGGUGCCCGGUGCCCGUGGAGGGAGUUUUGAAGAGUAGAGAAGGGACGCGCCGGCGACACAGCGAAGCAGUCGUGCGUGGUUCAGUGAGCGAGCAAGUCGCCUUAUCUUCAUCUUCAUCUCUGUGCAGUCCAUAUCUACUGCAAAAAAUGUUGAAAGCUAUGAAUUUUUAUUACUCUAUUAAAACAAAAUUCAAAUUCAAAUUUUGGUAUUUGCAUUCGAAGAUGUCGGCGAACUUGAUGGAACGAGUGGGAGUGAACGAGCUAAAGGAUCGACGCGGGGGAAUAUGGAAAGCGCUCCUCGCAGAGUUCCUUGGCACUAUGAUACUGAACCUCUUCGGAUGCGGAUCCUGCAUCAAUGUCAAUGAAACCCAAACUGGAGGUUAUAUUCUCAUCAGCCUUUCCUUUGGUCUUGCAGUCAUGGCGGCUAUUCAGGCUGUUGGUCACGUGUCUGGGGCACAUGUCAAUCCUGCUGUAACUGCCGGAAUGCUUGUGACCGGUCGUGUAUAUCCACUAAAGGGACUUCUUUAUAUAAUAGCACAAUGCAUCGGUGCAAUUACUGGCACUGCUAUUCUGAAGGCCUUGACGCCCGACAAAGUGCAGAGUAAUCUAGGCAUGACGACACUUGGCCCAAAUGUCACCGCAAUUCAAGGAUUCGGAAUUGAAUUUUUCCUUGGAUUCAUUCUUGUGCUGGUAGUUUUUGGUGUGUGUGAUCCUAACAAACCUACUACCGCAGGAAUUGCCCCGCUGGUAAUUGGACUUACCGUUACUGUGGGUCACUUGAUGGCGAUUGAUUACACUGGAUCCAGCAUGAAUCCUGCCCGCACUCUGGGCUCUGCAGUGGUGAGCGCUCACUGGGAUGACCACUGGGUGUAUUGGUUGGGACCAAUUCUUGGUGGAAUCUCUGCAGCCCUUCUUUAUUAUCAUGCCUUCAGUGCACCUGCUGUUGAAGCACCUACAGAAUACAGCCCUGUGCAGUUGAAGCGCCUUGACAAGAACAAGGAUGAGGAUGGAAUGGCUUGAAGCAACAAUAUAAAGUUCAGUAACUUUUGUGACAUAAUUUGAAAAUUGUUUUUACUCACGACAAAAGACUAAGCUUUUAGUCUAAAGACAAAUGUGGAGAAGCUUUGCAAGCCACAUAUUGACCAUUUCUUAUAUUUUAUUGAUAUAAUGCAAAAUGUGUUCAUAUUGAGAAUGGUAAAAUAUUCUUCAGGUAAACGCAUAGAUAACCAUUGAUAUUAAUGUGAAUAUUCUCUAGUAUUCGAUAUAAUGCAAUUUUUUUGUGGAAAAAGUUAAGUCUUGAAAUACAUUGGAUUUGUCUAUUUAAAAUUUCAUGAAAAGAAGUGCCAGUUUCCUGUGUGUACCUGCAGAAGAUACAACAAUUUUUUAUUAAGACUUGUUAAUUUAAUACAAAUUUGCUUGGUAUGUCAUUAAAACAUGAAUUCAUUCAUUCAUUCAUUCAUUCAUUCUUUCAUUCAUCUGUUAUCACCUUUUUAGUUUUACGUAUUCCAAAAGUUUCACAAUUGUUCCAUGCAUUUUGAUGUAAAUGAUGAUUGCAUAUAGGUUUCUGAAUGUUUUAUUAAAUUGAGCCAUGCAAUCACAUCAUUAUUCACCAGCAAUAUUUUUAUGUACAUCAUUUCAUUAAACAUUUUUUAAAAAUAAACAUGGAGUGUAUGACUUGCUUCAAAAAUGUAAAUAGUGUAUGCUUGAUUGUUCAUUAAACAAAUUAGAAUAAUUUCUUUUUAAUUUCACCCUUGCAUCUGCCCAGAUUAUUUGUCAAACAGUUAAACUGUUACUAUCUACGGAGAAAAGAGCAAUAUGCACAUGGUUCUUUCAGGUCUAGGAAGUCUAUAACUCGACAUGUUAAGUUUGUGUACAUGCAGCAAAAAGUAGUGCAGUUUUGGGAGCUAUCUUUUCGAAGUCAAGGAAUGACCAAAAUUUGGAUUAUGGUUACCUGUUAACAUUUUAAACUCUUGACACUCUUUAAGAGCAUCGCUAUCACACUUCCGUCACCUGACAAACCAUCCCUCCACAGUAACAUAUGAACUGGUGGCACCUGGCAGUGCUAAGAGGAAUUGCUAGAGCUCACUCAUAAAACUGGAUAGUCUUCACCUAACAAUUUUGAUAUGUAUAAUGUGCAGGCACUUAAGUAAUGUUAAUGAAUUUAGGCAACUCAUUUGUUGAAAGUAAUCCAUGGUAAGAUGUCAUCUUUUGUUAUUCACUACAAUUAGUCUUCCCUCA
Gryllus bimaculatus (two-spotted cricket) is the source of this 3357-nucleotide messenger RNA. The record is from the annotation of a GenBank genome assembly. Lineage: Eukaryota; Metazoa; Arthropoda; Insecta; Orthoptera; Gryllidae.